UUGAUUAUUUUUUUUCUUUCUUUUUUUUUGAGAAAUUCACACAAGAUUUGCAAACUAAUUUCGUUUUUAAUAAAUACCUAAUAAUUAUUAUAAUCUAAAGUUAUUGUAUUCGAAUAAAAUGGUUUUAAAGAUCUCGAGAACUUUUCACAGUUGAAUUUCUUAUCAAUGACCAUCACCAUAUCAGUGUUUUGAACUUUCAUCGCAAUGAUUGAAUGAUCAUCUUUAAUUUUUCGUAUAAUGAAUGUAAAAUUGUCACCGGCGUCGUAAACUUUCCAAAGAAAACGAUAUUUUGAUAAAGUAUUCAAAAUGAGCGCCUCGCCGCCGAUUGAUUUGCAAGGAAUUCAUCUGCUGUUCAAUGAAACCCUACCAACAGCACAAGAAAUAUCUUCUAUGAAAAUAGCUAUUUCCUUAUGGUAUAAUUUCUUCUUCAAUGGGACAUUCAACGAAGAAGAAGAUGAACUGGGCGACUCGCUUAACGAAAAAUAUCGCGAAGAAGUAGAGAAAUCUAUACAGCAUCUUACUUCUCCUCAUCUCAUCCAAGAGCUCAUCAAAGAAUGUCUGUUGAAAGUCGAAAAUGAACUCGAUAGUUGGAUCGGUUACAGUAAAUACGAAACGUUACCACGAGAAAAAUUAAUCAUUUGUCGUCCCCAUCUCAAGUGUUGCGUUUGGCACUCGGAUGGCCGAAUAGAUUACAAGAAAACCGCCCAAAAAAUGCUGUUAUUGACUGACUUGACGGACGUGGAGAAAUUCGGAAUCAUGUGUAAAUAUUGUUUAGAAGAUGAAAUAAAAACCCUGUCUCCAGAUUUCGAACUCGACAGUUUUUUCGAAGAAAUUGAUUACGACAACAGCCCUCUUACGUUUUAUUGGAUGAAUUACUUGAAUAACGAGCUACAUAAAUUACCAACUAGUGAUUCGUCCGAAUCGUUGGCCAGUUUCAUUAUGGUGAGUCAGAACGAAGUUGAUAAUUGGUACGCUAUCGAGUAUUUUUGGGAUCGUUUGAGUGAACCAGAUCAAAUCACGAAGACAAUCGAGUUGUUGACCAAAUGGCCCACUAUCCGGUUCCAGAAACGUUUGCUGGCUAAAAUGAACGAAUCGCAGUUACGUGAAAUUCUUCUCAAGAUACCAGUCGAUAUCAUAGUGAAUUUUUGGACUCGUUUAUCCGAGCCUGAGACAGCGUUUGCAAUAUGGACCCGGAUCAAGAAUUCGAUGACCGGUGAACAGUUUGCGUCGCUGGUGGAGAAGAUAUUAGAUGAGAGGCUUUUCAACGAGGAUUAUAUACCUGUGAUGGUCAAGUUGUGGGAAUCAGCCUACGAUCAUCAGAAGAGAUACUUACUCAAUGAGAGGAAAGAGGUACUUAUAAAGUAUUAUUUCAUGCCUACGUUUUGCUCCCUACCUCAUAGUUUGAGAUUCUUGAUGGCUACGUUGUCUUAUUCGUCGCCCAGCUACAGAAAGGAUAUUAUAUUGGAACACGGUGAUAAUUUAAUGGUUAAUGAUCAUUUUUCCGAAGUUGGUAAAAUCAUCAAGCUUUGUAUACCAGACGACGAUGAAAUCACGCAGUUUAAGAAACAAAUGAUGAAAUCAACCAUCGUCAGAAAUCAUUGCAAUCGAUUAUUCGAAAACGGAGAGUUCCAAUAUUUAAAUAAAUUCGUCGAAUUUUACUCCCCCGACGAGUCUACGAUGAUAAAUUUCAAGAAACAAAUUCUAGAAUCGAAUAAAACCGAUUCUGUGUUCAUUUUUAAACCCAGCAGAUGGUCUGAGCUUGAGAAAUUGGUCGAUGAUGUUUAUUCCGAUGUAUCGUUCGCUACGAAUGUUAAAAAACAAUUGAUUCUAUCAUCUGGAAUGAGUUGUUUUUACGACUGGACGAACCUCGAUUUGUUACAGCAAUUGAUCGAGAUCACAAAUCAAUUUUUAAAUAACCACGAGAUGACCGAAUUGAAAGAGACGUUAUUGCGUAAAUUUCGAGAUGUACUUAUGGAUGGAUAUUAUUGGAAAUCAUUCGAUGAAACGUACUGGAAAGAAUUUUCUAGCUGGUGUUUGUGCGAUGAAGAUAAGAUCAAACAAUUCAAGACGACGUUGCCUGUGGACGAGAUUUUUGAUAAAAUCAUGGAGAUAAUGCUGAUGAGGUAUAUUUAUGAGGACGAGUUCAACGUGAAUAUGCUCCAAGUGAUGGAUAAAUUCUUGAAAUGGUGCCUGGUAGAGCCUCAAUUUGUGAAGGAGUAUAAAUUACGACGAAUUUUCGCCUUCAAAGAUGUGGAAAUUAUUGAAGCUUCGAUUGCCAGAAGAGAAGAGCAGUAUACUACGAUUUUGUUGACCUGGUUUUUGGAUAACGAUCAGCAACAAAUUUCCGAAUUCAAAUCCAAAUUUAGCGACGAGAAGGUUUCGAAAAUGAUUUAAAUUCGAUUUUUUUACCCGUCGUUCAAUACCUACGUACCAUUUAAUAUCUAUUAAGAUGUAUUUUUUUUUUGAGUAAAUUUUUCAUCGAUUCUUAA
Planococcus citri (citrus mealybug) is the source of this 2489-nucleotide messenger RNA. RefSeq lists its product as uncharacterized. The transcript is spliced from 2 exons. The coding region runs from base 307 to 2394 and encodes 695 amino acids. Lineage: Eukaryota; Metazoa; Arthropoda; Insecta; Hemiptera; Pseudococcidae. The record is from RefSeq and is a predicted model, not a curated record.